This is a messenger RNA of Diprion similis, 585 nucleotides long. RefSeq lists its product as uncharacterized. The record is from RefSeq and is a predicted model, not a curated record. The transcript has 2 exons. Lineage: Eukaryota; Metazoa; Arthropoda; Insecta; Hymenoptera; Diprionidae. Bases 1 to 585 code for a protein of 194 amino acids.
AUGUCAGAUAGAGUACGACUAAAGGGUCGUUUUAUCAAGAAAAAAGUGCGUGAUAAACAAGUGAAAGCCGUGGCGGCUAUGCGUGAAGCGCAUCUUUCGAAAAACGUGCCAAGAUCCCCGCCUAACCUCAAAUUUUCGUUCGACGGUAGACGUAUUGUCGACAUGCAAUACCUUUCGGAACAUUUGAAAUGCAUGAAAUGCAAAAAAGAUAUUUUUUUGAGGAAUACGGUAGAGGAAUCGCGAAUGGGUUUGAACUGUAUUCUAAAUAUUUCCUGCGAAGAGUGUUCAACGUUGACACGAGUGCACACCGGAAAAAUGCAUGGCACAGGAGAAAAUAAAAAUCGAGCCGACGUCAAUACGAAAGCUGUGUUGGGUGCUGUCCACUCCGGCAUUGGGGAAACAGCUUUGAACAAGCUAUUGGCCUGUUUGAAUGUUCCUCCGAUAUCAGCAAACCUGUACAAGAGAUAUGAACGGGAAAUCGGGCCAGCUAUAGAAGCUGCUGCAAAAGACUCAUGUCGAGAAGCUGCGAAGGAAGAAAAACAAUUAGUCAUAGCUAAUGUCGACAAGUUAUGUCAGGAGAUGUAA